Molecule: messenger RNA, 1388 nt
Organism: Zea mays
Lineage: Eukaryota; Viridiplantae; Streptophyta; Magnoliopsida; Poales; Poaceae
Exons: 2
Coding region: 477-1154 (225 amino acids)
Source: RefSeq, marked validated
GGUGCAGAGAAAUUCUGGUGACCGCUCGAAAGAGUAACGACCACCACCAACGUACUACUGCAACGGCCACCCCAAGUCUUUGCAGGGUGCAGCUCACUGAACGACGACUGCAGCUGCGGCGGAUCCGCGUUUGCCCAUCAGCCUGUCCUGUCACUCGCUCACCCAUCUUCUAGACUCUGACCGACUCCUCACAGAGUUGGAGUUCUAGACUUGUAUGCUUGCGUUGCGACCCAACGGAAGGCACGCGCACAACGCCUGCCUUUCUUCUAGAUUCCGUCGGUUUCGUGGGCCGAAGUUCCGCGCCUCUGGACGGGGGCCUGGCGUGUAUCGUGGUGCGUUGCCUCCCGCGCCACCACUACUCCGUCUCCAAGUCGCGUCGUCGCACUCGAAUCCAUCCAUCCAUCGAUCGCCUUCCUCUCUUUUUAUAUCGCACCCCCCCGCUUCCGCUCGCUCGAUCGUCGGAGUAGGCGGGCGGCAUGCUGCAGGCCAGCUCGGAGAGGCCGGCGGGCCUGCUGUGGGUGCCCGGGACGAGCCCGUGGCCGACGAUGGACGCGGGGCCGUCGGCGAGGGCGCAGGAGAUCGCGCGGCGGCGGGAGGAGAUGCUGGGGAUGCUGCGCGACCUCCCGGAGUCCGAGUACGAGCUCUCGCUCACCGACCUCGUCGAGAAGGCCGGGGCCGAAGCCGAAGCCGAAGCCGAAGCCGCGCCCGCGACCGCCCCCACCAAGGCAGAGGACGGGAAGGACCCGGGCGCCGCGCGGUCGGCGGCAGCUGCGGGGAGGCACGAGCGGAGGGCGUCGGCGCGGCAGCGGGGCAGCGGCGGGAGCAGCUUCCGCAGCAGCAGCGACGGCGUCCUGCUCAACUUCUACAUGCCGCGCUCGCUCACCCGCAGCUUCACCGCGCCGCGACCCGCCCGGACGCCGUCGUUCGCCUCCGGCUGCCGGAGCCCCAGCGUCGCAUCCGACUGCAACAAGAGGGAGAGGGACCCGGACGCCGAGACCGUCAAGUGCUGGUCGUUGCUGUGGGAUCGGCGGUGGCGAAAGUCCAGCCGGCGGGACCCGCGCGCGCCGCCCAGCGAGGGCGAGUCCGCCAUCCGCGCCGCGUCGGCAGCCAUCCUCAAGGCGGCCAAGCACUCCCCUCCGCCGCCCAAUACAUGAGCUGCCGGAUGCGUUGCUGCUGUACGACUCUUGUGUCUGUCUGUACAUAUUUUGCCUCUGCGUGUGAUGUGAUGUGAUAUACUGAACCUACUGAUGCGCUUUGUUUAUAGCUCGCUCGCUCUAGUCUAGUGUCUCUAGUUAUUAUAGUAUUGUUCACUUGGAUUGGACUGUUAUGUACAAGUAGAAGGCGACAAACUUCCAGUUACAUAUAUGCUGCCCGCAGAGCUUCCUUCU